AUGUCCUCGCCAUACGCAAAUUACGGGCCAGCCUUCUUCAGCGUAGAGUACCGUGUGAAUGGACUAUGGAAUAACUUGCUAGGCCAAUUCUACAAGACGGGUGCCGCAGACAAAGACUUCAUAAUCUCUCCAGAAGCGUAUCCCAAACCGGAUGACACAAAGGCGUUGAAAGCGGACAUCCUAGUCAGCUUGCUUACUAGCGGGACAAGUGGAUUUUCAAUCUCCACGCCAAAACUCGUAUAUGAGGGCAAAGGAGCAGCAAGCAGGAACAGUUUUGAGGAUAUCAUGGACCAGUUGGAGAAAUGGCUAGCACAGGCUGCACGAGUUAGCCCAUUCAAUUGCUGGGCAAUUGGCACUAUCGGCUCCAAAGUUGUCUUCAUGUUCUGGCAAGAUGACACUAUCCAAUGGCUGGACUGGGUAAAUAACAGACCGGGUCCUGUCUCGUCACCAAAGGCUUACGAUAUUACAAUCGAUGCUGAUUGGGGUGUUGUUUCAGCCAUGCUUGCCUAUUUUGUAGGUCAUCCUUUGUAG
This is a messenger RNA of Aaosphaeria arxii CBS 175.79, 531 nucleotides long. RefSeq lists its product as uncharacterized. The transcript has a single exon. The record is from RefSeq and is a predicted model, not a curated record. The coding region runs from base 1 to 531 and encodes 176 amino acids. NCBI's taxonomy places the organism in Eukaryota, Fungi, Ascomycota, Dothideomycetes, Pleosporales.